AGACAGAAACCCCCGGCCUGGCUCCCACCCAGAGAUGCUGGGGCAGCAGGAGGGUCUGUGCUGCUGAGACAGCAGCCCCCCAUAGAGAGAGGGGAGUUCGGUGUGUGUGUGCCUGUGAGAUGCGGAGGCCUGUGAGGAGAACACGAGUCUGCCCUGAUCUCCCCGCAGCCUCGGCUACGGAUAACGAGGGAGGACACGCAUGGGCGUCCCCCGGCUGCCUUAAAUCCGUUUGUGCAGAGCAGCCUUGGCAGGGUGAGCCACGAUGGCCAGAACCCAGCAGGGCCCCAGGCUGCUGCUGGCCAUCAUGGGGGCCCUGGUGGCCCUCACCUACCAAACAAGGAGGAAAACCUUCCUAAGUGUCAGCGAGGUGCCCGCGUCAGAUCCUGUCGUGGUGACCACCCUGGACUUCGUGACCAAGGACUUCAACAAGAAGAGCGAGGACCCGUACAACUUCCGGAUUGUGCGUGUCCUCAAGGUCCUGAAGAGAGUGACUGACCACAUGGAGUAUCGCAUAAACCUGGAGAUGCGGCGGACCAUCUGCCUCAAGAUGGAGGAGAACAACUGCUCCUUCCAGGAAGGCGAGCUCUACAAGAAAAUCGAUUGCUUCUUCUCAGUAUUUGUUAUUCCCUGGUUUGAAAAGUAUAAAGUUCUGGCCCGAAACUGCACGGAUGGCUAGGUGUCCCAGAGUGCAGCCCACACGGAGUCACUGUGUGAAAAAGAACCCUGCAUUAAACACGAGUUCUCAACAUAGAAAAUAAAUGUUGGUCAGCCUAUGC
Messenger RNA from Orcinus orca (killer whale), 776 nucleotides. It is a transcript of the gene CST11, whose product is annotated as cystatin 11. The transcript has 3 exons. The coding region runs from base 263 to 676 and encodes 137 amino acids. Gene Ontology annotation, cellular component: nucleus; sperm head; cytoplasm. Lineage: Eukaryota; Metazoa; Chordata; Mammalia; Artiodactyla; Delphinidae. The record is from RefSeq and is a predicted model, not a curated record. Gene Ontology annotation, biological process: defense response to Gram-negative bacterium. Gene Ontology annotation, molecular function: cysteine-type endopeptidase inhibitor activity.